AUGCGAAGUAACACAGAUUUAGAGUUGCCAAAAGAUGCCCGGACUUUAAUGAAAGCUCCUCGACAGAGUGAAGUGACGCCCAUGUGCACAGGAAAAUACUGUCACUAUGGCAUGCAGAAAGCCGUAGAGGAAAUUUUAAAAGAGUACCAUAGGCGUGGCAUCGAAAAGAGGGAGCUUCAUUUAACGUUCAACAUCGACGGCUUGCCGAUCUUUAAAUCAUCGGAGAAAUCCCUAUGGCUAAUUCUGUGUUCGGAGAGAAAUCUGAAGAACGUGUACGUCAUCGGAAUGUACUGGGGAUAUGAAAAACCCUCUGAUCCAAAUGCAUAUUUGACAUCAUUCGCAAAGGAGGCAAUCGAGAUAUGCCAGAAUGGUGUCACCUGGAAAAAGAAGCCAGUCAAAGUGUACUUUCAUGCCUUGAUCUGCGAUGCCCCAGCCAAAUCUAUGUGUCGCAACACGAAAGGGCACAGCGGAUAUAGAAGCUGCAGCAAGUGUACUAUACGCGGAAAGUAUAUGUACAAGACAAAGGGCCAGCGCAAUGUUGGGAAUGGGCAGAAGGUCGGGGGACGAGUAUGCUUUCCAGGUGUACAGCAGCACGCUUGUAGAUCUGACGAGGAAUUUGCGCUGGGGGCGUAUGUAGAAAUAGGCAAAGGAUACCAAUUAGGUAGUACUGAAUUGACUAAAAUUCCAGGAUUUAAAGGAGUAAGCGGGGUACCCUAG
Molecule: messenger RNA, 717 nt
Organism: Belonocnema kinseyi
Lineage: Eukaryota; Metazoa; Arthropoda; Insecta; Hymenoptera; Cynipidae
Exons: 1
Coding region: 1-717 (238 amino acids)
Source: RefSeq, a predicted model, not a curated record